AUGGUUCACUGUGUGCCGACCGGGAUCAAGCUCUUUGAAUACUUUGACACGAACGUAGAUUUAUCCUUUCAAUCAGACGUUCGUAUUUUGAGACCUCCACCACCGUUCCAACACAGGAGACCCCGCCGUUACAAAGCUUGCCUGCCUCCGAUCGAUACUUUCAGUCACAAUAACGGCAUAAACCGCGAGGCGGACAAUGUACAAUUUAACAGAAUGGUACGAAAGGGAUUACGAAGAAUGUUUACUGAAACGUCAUACGGUCUGGCACAGGGAACCCGAGCCAGUGCGAUGUCCCGAGUGUGGUAUGACAUUCCACCGAAAGGUCGGAAACCAUACGUUUGCGAGGUUUGCAAACGCGCAUACAGUCGAACUUCCGAACGAUCACGCUGUCGUAAACAUCACAAGUUGGUUUCGGAAAUCCCCACUCCUACUCCGGUUUCUACUGUCGUUGGUUUGACCGCCCUAGAAGUGGAGACAGCAAUCGACCGCGCUCGUCCUCGCCCGUACAAAUGUUCGAUCUGUGGGGACAAGCGGGCUUACACGGACAGCGGGUCCCUACGAAAACACAUGCGUCGGUACCAUCCAGGUGAUCGAGCCAGUGAGGUAAAAAGAUCUGGAGUAUCUGGCUCACAGGCCAAAAACGGUUCAACAUCGCAACCCGCUUGCCUAGCGGCUUCAUCUGACAAUACUGCCCAACUGACUAACUCCUACCUCAUGAUGCAGUCCAACCCUCCAGAAUCAGACCCCAAGCUCAUCCAUUUCUCGACAGCCACACCGUCCAAUUACACCUCCCAUUCAGCUCCCACUGUUGUACCGAUCUCCCUUUAUGACCCAGUGGGAACCUCGCACGAGGUCUUCCUGAACACCACUCACCCUAACUUGUACGCUUUAUACGUCGUAGAUCAACCGGAUAUGCCCCCAGCCGCAUCGGAAGUCCAGUUCGAAAGCACCCACCAGACCGUUCCCUAUGUCGGCGCUGCAAACACCGAGGGUGCUCCACCAGUGAACUCGCCGAUGAAUUUGUGCAAUUCGGACGUUUGUGCUACGGCCGCGGUCAAUGAGGUGUGCGACUUAUCGACCAAUCUUGACCUCUCGUCUCAUCCAGAAGCGCGGAUGCUCUCUGGCUUUGGUGCCCCUUCUAGUACUUCGCUUGAUGUCCUCGGUUGCUUCACUGUUAAUGGGGAAACGUUUCACGGGCAAGAGGAUGCUUUGGAUUUAACGGAAUCUCAAUAUUUCACUGCCAGUGGGUCAAACGAAACUGCUAUCGACCUUUCUGGUGAUGCCUCUUUCGGAUUCUCUCUGUCCCUAAACCCGGUAGAUUUGAGCGCUCCUCAUCAGAACUAUCCGCAGCUACUGUACGAACAAGACACCACGUUGUUGUGUGCUACGAGCGAACAGAAUCGUGCCCAAAAUUCCCUCUUGAACUGGGACCCUGAACCUGGUUUCAGCUUCACAGAUUUGUUGACUAACACGGACCUCGAAGAGACUGACACUGUAUUCAACAUCUCUGCUUCUGUCGGCCAAGAAGUGCCGCUCAACUAUUCACCAGCAAAGCCCGUUUUACCCUUGUCAGCGGCAAAAUGGCUGCGUGAAGAUUGUCGUAUAAUUGGACGGGCCUCUUACUCCGUGGAGAUGACUGCCAAGUCAUCCGGCUCCUCUUCCAACGUUCCCAACAGACUACCCGUGCGACUUAGUUUUGAAGAGACAGCUCAUCUACUCAAUUCUCGUGUGAUUGGCGGCCUCACUGUUCCUCUUCCCAUCAGCCAGGUGAACUCACCUACCUCUGAACAGAAAAGUGACUUUGCUGCGGCAGUUGAUUUGAACAGGAAAGAAAUGCAAGAAUUAUUCCAAGCCAAACGUCGUCUAGAAUUGAGUGGCUAUUAUGGUCAGCUUGUCCAUGGCCUUGCGGUAAGCAAACAGCGCCAUGCACGGGGCGGGGAUGCUGCGCAGUUGUCUGACGAGUCGAAGAAACACUCCGCAUAUCGGAUUUCAUCCAAAUCACUCGGACGGUUUGCUGGUGGGGAAUCGACCUCACGACUCGCACCGCCUGUGGUUUCAGACUACAUCGUCGUCUCCAUCCAUGCGGCAAAUAUGACAGCACUUGGUUACAUUAGAGUCGCACAAGCUCUGGAGUGCAAUAUUUUGCGGAUGAAAGAAUCGUUCCGUAAAUUUUCAAUGAAGUGCGAGGUUUCGGUAUCGCAGCUUUGGUGGAACAAUGCCUUGACAAGGAAUUUUAAUUCGUUGAACCUUUACUUAUCCUCCGUAGUUUCCGUUCGCCAACGGCGCAAGAUGAUUCGUCUUCAUAAGAAACGACUUCGAUCGAGCGGGUGCGAUAUCAUUACACAAGGCGAGGAGGAUGAUCACAUGGAUUUUAACAAUUCGGAAGAAGAUUCAGACGUAACCGACGCACCUACUUUGACUAGUCUCAUUGACUAUUAUGACCGCGGACGGACCGCGGAACCUGUUCUCAAUGAAGGUGAUACUCUUCCCAUACAUGAAAACUACGAGGAUCCCAUUCCUCGACACAAUCCCCGUCCCACCCCUUUGGAAUGGAUACGUCCUGGUGAAGUGGACUAUACUCCUGUACCAGAUUCAGUUCUAAAUGGUGGGCUUUGCGAAGUUGCCUCUUGGCUUUUUGAACAACUAAACCUUAUAGUUGUUCGAUCCCAAACUGAGCCUGAUUCGUCCAUUCCUGUGAGGCUACCAAACUUGGAGCGACUGCGUCUCCGUUGCCGUGUGUUUUCAAGUCUUUGGUCGAAAGGCUUCUACAUCACUACUUCAAGCGCCAAAAUGGGUGGAGAUUUUUUGGUCUACCCAGACUGUGUGGAAGGUUUCUCUCGUAUUGAGUUUAUGCCUUCUGUGUCGCGUUACUCAUAUGUUGUCUUACGCCUGCUUCAAGUGGCAAGUGAGUUUGCCAUGGAUCCAGAGAAGUGGCACCAGGAACGAGGCAGCGUAAUGAUAGUGAUCAUGAAGGCAGUCUCUUUCAGCUUCGAUCUGAAAGAGCCCGCUGAAGGUCAUCUAUCUGAACCUGCGUCAGAUGAUCGUCAUCUGACUUCUACGUUUGCUGCUUACCGCCUAAUCUCAUGGCUUGCCUACUCCCUCUGCCCUGCUAGUUUAAUCUUCGGUCCGUGGUUCAGUUUCUUUCGACAUCAGCAACGCCUUUUUCAGAAGCAAUCUCAUGAACCUACAGACUGGUAUUCAAUUCGACUGCUUGUGCGUUCCUUUGCCCACGUUCUGUCAGCCCUCACCUGUGCCUUAUUCUCGCUCCUAUGGUCUACUUGCCUUUCCAACCUGGUGCUCUCUCAGCUGGACGAUGAGACAUAUUAUUACAAAUGGUUGAAUGCCUACCUGGCCUCUCAGAGCUUCCGAUUUAGCAACUAUUUCGUCAGCUAUUCAAGUGAAGCUUUCCUUGCUGCUUUGGGUAUUGGUUAUAUAAACGUGGAUUCAACCACUGAGCUUACUGCCCCCACAUCUUCGUCGCGGACCUCAUCUAACGGACCUAUUCACGUGACACACAUGUUAUCCAUUGAAUUCCCUCGCUCAUUGGUUGACGUAGUUGUCAACUGGAAUCUCCCAAUGCAUAGUUGGCUGAAACAACUCAUCCAUCUAAUGGUCGUAUUUGAAAACCGCAUUCACGAACAACGUGCUUUGCAAUGUUUGCCACCCUGUAUUCUCUUCAAGGGUCUGAACUUUCAACUCAGCGCUGUGCUACUCUCCAUCGGAAUGUUUGCCUAUAUUGAAUUCGUCCUUCGAGAAAGGCUCUCCGCCCACUGGAAUGCUUGUGUUGCCAGCCGAUCCUGUGGACCAAACUGUGGACAUGUCAACAAGAAUCAGCUAUGGGUUCAGUUGUGCAACCUGGGAUUUUCCUGCCUCGCCGCAUUCCAACUAGCCUACCUCGCUGUGAUGUUCGACUCGAGCGAACAGCAAGCUCAGGGUUACAGUAUGCGGCAUGUUCUGUCCAAAUGGUCCGAACUGGGCUUUGUUGGUCAUUAUGUUGCUCUUGCAACGUAUCUUUUCGCGCAGUGUUUACAAGUAGAAUAUGAUCCGGCAGCUGUUCCUACUGUAAACCAUUCUACCACCCCUGGAGGACAACUCCAAAUGCGACCUCCAAAUCCCUGUGGCAUGGAUGGGGCAAGCAUGUUGUCGUUUCCGGGACAAUCCGGCUCGAACGUUUGGACGCCGCAGAAAAGGAUUCCGGCUAUCGGCUAG
Opisthorchis viverrini is the source of this 4209-nucleotide messenger RNA. RefSeq lists its product as hypothetical. Gene Ontology annotation, biological process: canonical Wnt signaling pathway; Wnt protein secretion; lipid modification. The coding region runs from base 1 to 4209 and encodes 1402 amino acids. NCBI's taxonomy places the organism in Eukaryota, Metazoa, Platyhelminthes, Trematoda, Opisthorchiida, Opisthorchiidae. Gene Ontology annotation, molecular function: palmitoleoyltransferase activity; Wnt-protein binding. The record is from RefSeq and is a predicted model, not a curated record. Gene Ontology annotation, cellular component: membrane; endoplasmic reticulum. The transcript is spliced from 23 exons.